CAUAAUCAUAUUCAGAUACUUCCAUUAGUGUCUGUAACGGGGUUAAAUAAUAAUAGAGCUUUGAUGCCUGAGAUGAUAAUUGAUGUUUUUCUGGAAGUUGAAUAUGUAGUUAAUGUUGAGGGGUGUUCAGAAAAGUAAUAAAUUAUGGAGGAUUUACAGGAUGUUCAGGUACACAAAGCUUUCAUUAUUUUAUGACAGCUGACAUCAUUAACAUCUACAGUACGUACAGUAGAAGUGUGUGUGAUCCUCUGAAGCAGUGCUGUAGUUUCACACUUAUCUUUCUGAAAGAGAAAGGUCUCUCAGGUCUGGAGAGAAACAGGCUGACUUCACAGAAAUCACAUGACCUGCUUAUAUGUGUGUGUGUGUGUGUGUGUGUGUGUGUGUGUGUGUGGUAAGCAUAUAAAGCAGUUACAGAGGGAAGUGAAACCGAACUCGUCCUCCCGUCCUGAUCAGAGACAGAUUCUGGGACUGAACGUUGAGGAGCGUCAGACUUCACCCCCUCCGUGUAUUCACAGAUGACGUGAGGAGUUCUGGAGAUUUAAAUCCAGAAAUCACAAAAACUUUUGGAUCCUAAACCGAACGACUGAGCUGAGAACAGCCGACAGAUCCAGAGAGCGUCAGGAGCAACACUCGCCAACAAGACGGAUGAACUGAGAGAGACCACAAAGAUUCGACAAGCCUAUGCUGACAUAAUUACAUAAUUACAUAAUUAUCUUGUGUAGUCAGUCAGAUAGCUAUGGAGUCAGUGGUUUCAUCAUCUUUACAUGCUGCUGGAGAAUCAGAGGAAGCCAAAACUGGUUCUGAUCCUGCUAAUUCACAACAAAAUAAUUGUGAUUCAAAUGAGAAAGGGAGAAUUAAACGACUUGCUGAUGCUGUUAAAGAGAAAAGCAAACGUCUGGAACACACAGGUUCUCUCAGUGUUCAUAGAAUCUCCUUGAAAGAUGACAAAAUCAAUGUCGCUGGGUGCAGGCGUUUCAGUUUUGGCAAAGAGUCCAGUAAACGUAACCAAACCGUCAUGGUUCUCGGUGCAACUGGUGCUGGAAAGUCAACUCUGAUCAACGGGAUGAUGAAUUACAUUCUGGGUGUUAAAUGGGAGGAUUCAUUUCGGUAUAAGUUAGUUGACGAGCGUCAGACAAACUCACAGGCUCACAGCCAGACUUCUGCAGUCACUGUGUACAAAAUCAACCACCAGGAUGGUUUUAAAAUAGAUCACUCACUGACCAUUGUUGACACUCCAGGUUUUGGAGAUACAAGAGGCAUAGAAAGAGACAGGGAGAUUGUAGAACAGCUGCAUAACCUCUUCACAGCUAAACAUGGUGUCAGUGAAAUAGACACUGUGUGUUUUGUAGCUCAGGCUGCUUUAGCACGACUCACACCAACACAGAAAUAUGUGUUUGACUCGGUGCUCUCCAUCUUUGGUAAAGAUGUGGCAGAAAACAUCAGAGUCCUGGUGACGUUUGCAGACGGUCAACGUCCACCAGUUCUAGAGGCCAUCAAUGCUUCAGGUGUCCCAUGUCCUAAAACAGAAGACGGACUGCCAGUUCACUUCAAAUUCAAUAAUUCAGCCUUGUUUGCAGACAACAAAUCAUCUGCAGCAGGCAGCAUGAGUGAGGAUGAUGAAGAUGGAGGCUUUGAUCAGAUGUUUUGGAACAUGGGGACAAAAAGCAUGAAGAAGUUCUUUGCAGCUCUGAAUCUCAUGGAAACCAAAAGUUUGACGAUGACAAAGGAGGUCCUGAGAGAAAGACAGCAGCUCGAGAAUACAGUUGAAAAUUUGCAGAUUCAGGUUAAAGUUGGGUUAGCCAAACUUGAGGAGACAAAAGAGACGAAAGAAAAACUGAAAGAGCACGAGGCAGAGAUCAGCAGAAAUGAGAACUUUGAGUUUGAAGUCACUGUAAUGAAGCCUUUUCAAGAAGAUAUUUCUGGUUCUGGUUGUUACAUUACCAAUUGUCAGCAGUGUCAUCAGACCUGUCACUAUCCCUGUGGAAUACCCAAUGAUGCAGAUAAAGCAGGCUGUUGGGCAAUGGGACCAGAUGGACACUGCACAGAGUGUCCACGUAAAUGUCACUGGAGUCUUCAUUAUAAUCAGAAGUACAAAUGGGAGUAUAAGGCAGUUAAAGAAAAACGAACAGUGCAAGAGAUGAAAGAAAAGUACUUGAAAGCCUCAGAGGCCAAGUCUCCCUUUCAGGCACUGAUGCAAAAACUGAAGGCUGAAUUUGAUCGUUUGCAGAAUGAGGUGGUGAAACUGGUGAAGAAAUCAGGAAAGUGUUUAAACAGACUUAAAGAGAUAGCACUGAAGCCAGAUCCUCUCUCCACUCCAGACUACAUUGACAUGCUGAUUGAGGGAGAGAAACAUGAAGGCAAGCCAGGCUGGAAGCAACGAGUUGAGUCCCUGAUGAACAUGAAAGAAAAGGCAGAGUGCAUGGCUAAAGUGGCGAGAGGAGAUCCUCCAGAGUUCAUACAGCCUGGUUUCCAGUGUUAGUCUGAGACUAACACUGUUCAGAGGACGAUUCAUGCAGCUUUUGAUCAUCUGAGAUUUAGAAAAGAAAGACAAAAAAACUAAAAACUAAAUUUCACUUUAUCCAAUAUCAGACGACAUAACAACCUUUAACAGAAGUGAACAUUCUAUUUCUGUUCUUAAAUUAAAGGUUUAGUGACAUCUAGUGGUGAAGUUGCAGAUUGCUGCCAUCGACAUACAGUAUAUAAAGAUGGAUGACGUGACAGCUCCCCAAAAGUGAAGCCAAAGUUUAUUUACAUAUAUUCAUUUAUCCUCUAUAUAUACAUUUUGUCUAGAAACUUGUUAGAAAGUUUCCUUUGAGCUGUUUGUGGUGAUUUGGUUUUAAUACUUUUGUCAGAAAUGUUUCAUUAUUUUGAUCAUGUUGUGCUUCCCUUCAUCUUUUUUUUUAUUUUUACUCAUUUAUUAUUAUCAUUUAAUCACUUAUUUAGCUGAUCAUUAUUUUGAUUAUCAUUUGUCAUUUCUUAUCAUUCAUGUAUGUUUUUUACUUUGCACGAUAAGUUUCCUUUUCAGACUGGUUCUGACAUGCUGAACCUCUCUCUGGGUUGAGGAGCUUGCAUGUGCGAGCCUCAGCAGAGGUGGAGUAUUAAAGGAAGGUUCUUCACGUCGUUCAUCUUUUCUGAGAGUCAGACUGCAGGGCUCUAGGUAAAGCAGGGAUAUCAGACUGGUUGCUUUCCUGAUGUGGGAACAAGAACAAACCUUCUGUGAAUAACUGAUGUCAGUUCAGAGAUUAGAUAAUAAAAAGUGAAGAGACAGAUGUGACUGAACGUUUUGAAAGUCACAAUUAAUCAAUUUGAUCCAUAGUUUAGUCAUAUCGAGGAUUCUGAACAGAACUCAAUCAAUGUUUUCAUUUUUAUAUUUUAAAUGUUCUAAUUCUUCUUUCUUUGAAUUGAAUCUACAAACUGUUGUUGGGAAAAUAAAAAAUAUAUAACCUUUGAAAGUC
Messenger RNA from Larimichthys crocea (large yellow croaker), 3455 nucleotides. RefSeq lists its product as hypothetical. Gene Ontology annotation, molecular function: GTP binding. The coding region runs from base 737 to 2479 and encodes 580 amino acids. The record is from RefSeq and is a predicted model, not a curated record. The transcript has 4 exons. Lineage: Eukaryota; Metazoa; Chordata; Actinopteri; Sciaenidae.